CAUCAGAGAAUUCAUACUGGUAAGAAACCCUAUGAAUGUAAGGAAUGUGGGAAGACCUUUAGUUAUUGCUCAAAUCUUAUUGACCAUCAGAGGAUUCACACUGGUGAAAAACCCUAUAAAUGUAAAGUAUGUGGUAAAGCCUUUACUAAGAGCUCACAGCUUUUUCAACAUGUGAGAAUUCACACAGGUGAGAAACCCUAUGCAUGUAAGGAAUGUGGCAAAGCCUUUACUCAGAGUUCAAAACUUGUCCAGCAUCAGAGAAUUCAUACUGGUGAGAAACCCUAUGAAUGCAAGGAAUGUGGUAAAGCCUUUAGUAGUGGUUCAGCACUUACUAACCAUCAGAGAAUUCACACGGGUGAGAAACCCUAUGACUGUAAGGAAUGUGGGAAGGCUUUUACUCAGAGCUCACAACUUCAUCAACAUCAGAGAAUUCAUGCUGGUGAGAAACCUUUUGAAUGUCUUCAGUGUGGGAAAGCUUUUACUCAGAAUUCACAACUUUUUCAACAUCAGAGAGUUCAUACAGAUGAAAAACCGUAUGAAUGUAAUGAAUGUGGAAAAGCCUUUAAUAAAUGCUCAAACCUUACUCGGCAUCUGAGAAUUCAUACUGGUGAAAAACCCUAUAACUGUAAGGAAUGUGGGAAGACAUUUAGUAGUGGUUCAGACCUCGUUCGUCAUCAAGGAAUUCAUACUGAUGGAUAAUAAAAAUUAAAGCUCUUUCCACCUUCCUAAUAUUUUAAAUAAAUAAUUCAUGUUUGACAGUUAACUUUUUUCAUUGUUUUUAAAGUCUCAAAUUUUUAUUUUGAUUUCAGUUUUAAUGCAGAUGUAUUUCACUCUAAGAUAUAAAUCAGGGUCUAAAUUGAUAUUUGUCCUCCUUUCCCGAAAAUCAUAUCCCAAUGCCAUUUAGUCUGAUACUAUCCUUACCUGUUAUUUUGUUUACCUUCUUGGUGAUAUGGUAUAUUCUUGUUUGUAUUUGCUUGUGUUUCAUAGCUAUCUUUUUCCCCCAUCUACAUAUUUAUACUUGUAUCAAUACCAUGCUAUUUUUGUUACCUUUAUUAUUUUUAAAUUCCCUGUAGAAUUAUAACUUUGUUUUUGAUGUCAGUGUUAAUGUUUUUCUUUCACAAAUUUAUGCUCUUAUAGUAAAUAGAAGAUUUACAGAAAACAUAAAAAAGUGCAAACUGAAAACGCAAGAUUACUUGUAAUAAUACCAACUAGAGGCUACUAAUCUCAAGUUGUUGGAGCAAAUCCUGCCAGACUUUGUUAAUGAAAGUGUAAUCAUGGUAGGUGUUGUUGUAAGGUGCCAUUGAGUCAAUUGCGACUCAUAGCAACCCUACAGGAUGUAGUAGAACUGCCCCAUUGGGUUUCCAAGGAGCAGCUAGUGAAUUUGAACUGCCAACCUUUGAUUGGCAACUGAACUCUUAACCACUCUACCACCAGGGCUCCAUGGUAGGUAUACUGUACCUUUUUCUCAUGCUAAAAUGUACUACGGCUGCCAUUGCAGUCAUUAUGAGUUCAUUCAUACUGAUGAAUGUUAUGAUUAGCUCUAAAAUUUUUGCAAUUAUAAAAGCUGCCGUGAUUUAUAGAAUCCAAAUUCAUCUUUAAAUGCUUUUUUCUUCUUUUAAAACAUCUAUUUUUAGUGCUGAAGUUAUCCACAUUUUGUCUUUAUAAACUGUUGUUUCUUUCAAUUAACAGUCCUCAUCUCAAUCCCAUACUAGAAAGGUAAUGAUCGUUAUCAAAGAUUUGUUUAUUCUUCUAGAUUUUUUUUCUAUUUUUACUUGUAUAUACUAGUGGUGUUUUAUUAUGUACAAGUAUAUGUAAUCAUGCUGUAUGUAUUGGUUUGCUGUGAGGAUUCAAUGAAUUAAUAAAUGUAAAGUGCUUAGAAAUAUUCAUUUCACGUAGUAAAUAUUUUGUAAAAUUACCCACUAUUUUCAUCAAUACAUUAUUAUAAUUAUUUUUAGAAGAUUUUAACCAUGUUGUUUACCUCUGUCAAAAUCAGAAUUCAUAAUAGAAAAAAGAGAAAUGAAUGCAGUAAGUAUGGGAAAGCCUUUCCACAAAGCUCAUUAUUAUUCAUCAUGGUAUUUUUUAAAAAGGAAAAAAUACAUGUGGGUAGUAUUCAUUGAGGCUUCAUCUUUUAUGCUGCACAAGGAUUAAUGUCAGUAUGAAACUUGAUAUAAUGAGGGGUAGUUGAAAUCACAGCCGUCAAAAAAGUAGGGAGAGAUGAGAAUAUUUUCCCUAAUACUCAAAAAAAGCAGAAAACCUACGGGUCACAUUAUUUGACUAGAGAAAACAUUAACAGUAGAAUAGCUAUUAAAUAUGUGAAUAUUAAUUUCAUGCUCUCAGUUAACAUGAGUUAAAGAAAUAAAACCUUAAAAUACACAUUUAAGUGAUCGUAAAUGAGAACACUUCUAUAGAACCUGAGUGGCAGAGCUGUAUUUACAGAACAUUGUAUAACCUUAACAUGCAUGACUAUACAAAAAUACUAGAAAGAUUAUAAAUUGUAAAAUCACUGUAGAACCCAGGGAGCUAAAACAACGGUAAAAAAAAUCCAAAAUGUGGGAGGAGGAAGGAGUUAUUAAGUAUAAAAGGCAAAAUUAAUUGAAAGAAAAUAUAAACUGGAUAUAAAGUAGAAAAAUUUAUUAUUUGACAAAACAACAUGUAGACCUUAGUGAUUCUGGUGAGCGUAUGAGGAUGACCAUAUUUUGAAUGACAAGUGGAAAUGACUGUAAAGAUUUUAAAGGUAUAUUUUUUUGGAUGAUGAAAAUGUUACAUGAUUAGUGGUUAUGGUUGCAUAACUUUUUGAAUAUGCUAAAAGCCAUUGAACUGUACACUUUAAAAGGGUGAAUAUUAUGGCAUGUGAAUUUUAUUCAACUUUUAAAAACUUUUAAAAGUACUACAGAUAUUUUUAUACUAUAUAUGAAAAUGAAGGGAAAACUGAUUUUUGUAAGAAAUUGUUCAUUGUCAGAAUUGAUUUGAGAAGAGGUGUAAAAUCUUAAUAGACUCCCCUCCAAAAGGAGCAUUUUAAAACUGGACCCAAAAAAACCUAUAAAAAAAGAAAAUACUGUCAAUAGUUACACUAAAGAAAUCAUCAAAUGAGAUUUUUAUGGGUGAAAUCUACGAAAAGUCCAAGAAACUUCCAGGACAUAGACUGAGAAAGCAAGUUAUCACCUAUAUCUUUAUGAAUCCUGUGAUUCAUAAAGAAUGUUAAAACUUUGCUUAGAGAACACAAAAUGCAUAUUCAGAAUCAGUUAUGAAAAUAUGCAACAUAAAUUAGUGAAUUAAAUUUAGUAAUUUGUUGAAAGAAAACAAAUAUUCACAAUCUAAAUUUAGAAAUGAAAAGAUGCUGAUAAUUCCUUAUCCAAACUUGCUACUCACUUUUUGGAAACCAAAUUGAUUUAAGUAACAGUAUUUCUCAGUAUCCAAGCACAGGAUACUAAAUUUGGAUGUGGAUAGUGACAGAUUCUUGGAAUGCACAAGAUAAUUCGUACGGAAUUUUCAUA
Messenger RNA from Trichechus manatus latirostris (Florida manatee), 3494 nucleotides. RefSeq names its product zinc finger protein 383. Gene Ontology annotation, cellular component: nucleus. Lineage: Eukaryota; Metazoa; Chordata; Mammalia; Sirenia; Trichechidae. The transcript has a single exon. Gene Ontology annotation, biological process: embryo development; urogenital system development; regulation of transcription by RNA polymerase II. Gene Ontology annotation, molecular function: DNA-binding transcription factor activity, RNA polymerase II-specific; RNA polymerase II transcription regulatory region sequence-specific DNA binding. The record is from RefSeq and is a predicted model, not a curated record. The annotation marks the transcript as partial.